GCACUCUAGAAAUAUCUCUUUCAACUUCCUUUCUUGAGUCAAUAUUUCCCUGGUGUGUUUGAUGGAUGAAUCGGUCCAAGAAAGCCCUACCUUUCUCCUCAUCAGUUUGGAGUGUCUUUCCUGACUCGCCCUUCACAUUCACGGUGGUUUUUGAGUGACCCUGUUCACACAUCUUCUUUCGCAGUUUCCAGAACGUUGAGAGUGCCUUCUCAGCUGCAAUGUUUUUUACAAACUCUUCCCAGUUUGCUGUUUUGGCCAGAUGUGCUUCAGCUUUGAACUUAUCUCGGGCUUGCCUUAUCUUCUCUUUAGCUGCCUCCCUUUCUUCCUCAGUGACAAUGGGGUUCUUCCUCUUUCUUUGCCAGUCCUUAACAGCAUUCCUCUUCUCUUUCCACAGGCAAAUGAGGCAAAUUUCAAAUGAGGCAGCCUAGUAUCUUCGACUGGAAUAUUAUCUGGCCCUUUAGUUUUUCAUUGUUUUAUUUUCUUAAUUUUUAAUCUGCGGGCGUCAACAGAAGCGACUCUUAUCCACCGAUAAGACCUUCUUCUUUGUAGACUACGACAAAGUGUUCUCCGUGGGACGCCAGGGUCACGCAGCGGUCAGCACGAGCACCGUUGAAGGAAUGGAAACGUGUGUUACCGCCGUGAAUUCCGUGUGGGGGUGAUAGAGGCUGGGGGCACCGAAAAUAACGCCAAUUUUAUAGCACUGUCACAAGCUUUCUACAAAUAUGUAUUACGAAUACAUGAAUAACACUCUUUAUGGAAAGUUGAUUAGUCAUUACGAGUGGUCACGCCCAUUCGCACAGGUCUGGGUCUGACCGUGGAUUAAUUAAUAACUUGGGAAAGCCGAGGAAAAAUGAACGGAUAUUCCCGUUUGGCUAGCAGGGGAAACCGAUACUUAUUAUAACCUAGCGAACGGAAGUGAAUGCCAGGAAGGAAGUGGUCGUAGUGGUCGACAGUCGACAAACCGCAACCGAUAGGCCUAGUAGAUAGCUAGGUCUAUAUUCUAGAUCUAUUCUAUAUCUAGAUCUAGAUCUAGAUUUCUAGACACAGGCUGGAAGUACGAUUUCAUAUUUAGAUCUAUUUUUGUUUUGGCUUUACUGGUUUUAUUCACAUCAUAACUGAGAUACGACGGCGCUAAUCACUAACGGCCCGGGAGGAGUUUGAGUUCGAACUGACGCACUACUCAACUACUCUUCUCUGCUCUGUGGGCCAACGUAAAGUCUCUGUGAUAGGUGCAGAACAGAAAACGCCGCCAUGAAUAAAACUGGAAUUUCAGUUCAUUAUUAUAAUGAAGGACUCUUUGAAAGGAUAAAAGAAAGUUUUAUGAAUUUUGUGGAGCCAUCAUCAUUUAAAUUGUAUAUUUCAAAGUAUUCCAAAGAUGUGUUGAACAAAUUUGAUGAGGGUGAGAUAGACGCUGAGAUAAAGUGUAGAGGUGUCUACAAUGGAGCAGUAAUGCUUCUCAAUAAACUGACCAAAUACCGUGGUUGGUUUGAAUGUGCUAUGAAUGUGCUGAGGGAUCCCGAUAUGAAGCUGGCGAAUGCUGCAGAGGAGAUGGAAACGAUCAAAAUGAACUAUGAUGCUGAGCUGGAGAGAAGUGGAUUGUUCUUGAAUUCAACUGGAGUCCAGACUCCUUCGCCUCCUGUCCAAUACCCAACAGGUGAAGUUGGAAGUGACUUUUCUCUUCUAUCUGCGAACUCAAGCUCAGCAUCAUUUGAAAAUGAUGCUGAUCCAGAUGUACUGCAAGGGGACUGUCCUGUGGUUCCGCCCUAUGGCAACAAGGAAGAAUUCAACAAUGUGACCUUCACCUUGAAAGCCCCUCCCACAGACGAUGUCCCUGCUGCAGAGAAAGCGGAUGGGGACGAAAAUCAAAGUCCACGUAGUGAGCCCCCGAAACGCUCUAAGAAACUCGCUAGUGAUGGACCCAAGCGAAUGUCCAAGACACAAGAUUCUGCUCAGCCUGAAAGCUCUGGUGACCAGAAACGCCAGGCCGACCCACUGACAGAAGGAGAGGCCAGAGGUCAAGGGCAAGGUAACCUGAAUGUCACAGGAGAUCUGCCAGCCAAGGAGGUCAGCGAAGUUCAAGAAAAACAUAUUCUAUCAUCAGAGGCAGAGAAUCUCGAAGGAGCCGUGGGAGGUGCUGACCCUGAGACAGCAGACCAUGAGUAUAUGGAUAUUACCUAUUCAACUGAAGACUUGUACACAGAUACUGAGCCACCAGCCAAGUUAAACAAGCCGCCGGUUGAACAUGCACCACCAGUCCCCUUCCAUCUCUCAAAACUCCCGGCACACCUCACUAAGAAGGUCUCUGAGGAUGAAAUCGAAAAGAAACUCAAGGAGGUAGUGGCAAGAGAUCUACAGCGACUGCGUAUCGAUCAGCACCACGGGUCAGCCUUCGAUUUCACGCUGGAGGAAACAGAAGCUGCCCUGAGAAACGUGAGAGGCUGGCAUAAACAGAUUCAGGAAAAGGACAUCUGGCUGCGCCUGUCGCCUUUUCGGCAAGAGUCGGGUCGCUACAUUCUCUGGUUCUGGCCCAGAAGGAAGAGACCAGCUCUCUGUAUUACGCAUAAUGGAAAAGUGAAAACGUACACGUUCCAUAAAACACCGGAAAAAGGUUCUUCCUCCAAACUUGUCUCCUACUAUAUGUACAAGUCCCAACACAAGAGCAAAAGCCUGAAGGACCUGGUGGAGUACCACCUUGAAAAUGGGUUUGUUGACGAAAAUGAUAAGACAUUGGAAGACAAAACUGUGCGUUUGUCAUCACCUGUACUGUAGGCAAGGUGCUUUUGUUGACAAUGUUCUUUGAAGUUACCUAUAUUAUGAUUAUUUUGUAUGUAUGUGUGUAUGUUUGUGUGUUAGAAAAACUCUUUAAACUGAUUGAAAAUUCGACUCUGAUAUUGUAACUAUUUUGCAAUUUUUCUGUCAUAUAUCUGAGCAUGUUAUUUUGUACAUUUAUAUUAUUAUAAAAUCUUUUCAAUACGAACUCAUUUCCUUGCUUAUGAUUAAAAAUUACAAAGAUUUAUGUGAUGUCAGGUGCUGUAGAGUGCCCUUUAGAAAAUGGCCUAAGAACCAGCUUUUAUGUUAAUGUUUUCAACUUCCUGCUCGUUUUCCAAUAACUCCUCAAAUACUAUUGUUAUUACUAAGUAAAAAUAUGCUCAACUCAAUU
Molecule: messenger RNA, 3160 nt
Organism: Aplysia californica (California sea hare)
Lineage: Eukaryota; Metazoa; Mollusca; Gastropoda; Aplysiida; Aplysiidae
Exons: 11
Coding region: 1252-2769 (505 amino acids)
Source: RefSeq, a predicted model, not a curated record